GUGACCCUGUGUAGAGUGCGGCAGGGGAUGAUUGCAGGGUGCAGGCCCGCCAUGGCACGGAGUACUGAGACUAGACGGUCAGGACCACUAGGGGGAGGUAGCGGGACGUGCAGGGCGACACAGGAAGAGGAAACUGCUUCUGACUCAGAAUAAGAGAUGGUUCACCAGCAAACAGAACAUGUGACCCAGGAUUGGCCCGAUUAACUCUUUAAUGUCCCAAGAAGCAUCGUGUGCCCAGUGCAUGCGUCUCCAGGCAUGCUACAUGUCCAGAUCCUGCAGAACAUGGGUGUAAGUCCCCUCGGCCCCUGAGGUGCAUGCAGUAACAAGGUACAGCUAUAGGCCCCGCAUCCUGGGACGCACAGACAUGGAAGACAGAAGCCUGGAGCCGGCACUGCGAGAUGUCUACCCGUCCUGCGGGCACCUGCAUUGUUCAUCCAUGGAAACAUCUGCAAAGAAUGGACAAGGCUGCUCGGAGCUGAUGGUCAGUCAGGCCGAAGGCCAGUACGUGCUGUGCCGCUGGACAGACGGCCUCUAUUACCUGGGCAAAAUUAAGAGGGUGAGUAGCACAAAGCAAAGCUGCCUCGUGACGUUUGAGGACAACUCCAAGUACUGGGUGCUGUGGAAGGACAUUCAGCACGCCGGGGUGCCCGGAGAGGAGCCGAAGUGUAAUAUCUGCAUGGCAAAGACCAAAGCCCCGCUGAAUGAGAUCCUCAUAUGUGGCAAGUGUGGACUUGGAUAUCAUCAGAAGUGUCACAUUCCGGCGGUGGAGAGCGGAGAAAACGGCAUUCUGGAGCCCUGGUUCUGCAGACGCUGUAUCUUUGUCCUGGCUGUCAGGAAAGGAGGCGCAUUGAAGAAAGGUCCUAUUGCAAAGACCCUGCAGGCGGUGAAGAUGUUCCUGACCUACUGUCCUGAGGAUCUGGACUGGGACUCUGCGCACAGAACCAACCAGCAGCAGUGUUACUGUUACUGUGGGGGCCCCGGAGAGUGGUACCUGAAGAUGAUCCAGUGUUACCGGUGUCGGCAGUGGUUCCACGAGGCUUGUAUCCAGUGCCUGAAUGAGGCCAUGUUGUUUGGAGACAGGUUUUUCAUAUUUUUUUGCUCGGUCUGCAACCAUGGGGUGGAGUUCAUCAAGCGGCUCCCGCUGCGAUGGGUGGACGUCGUUCACCUCGCGCUGUACAACCUGGGGGUCCUCAGUAAGAAGAAAUACUUUGAUUUUGAGGAGAUCCUGACUUUUGUCAGUGACAACUGGGAGCGGCUGCAGCUCGGGAAGCUGUCAGUCACCCCGGUGGAGGAGCGAGGGCAGCAUCUUCUGGAAUCUUUAAACAGCUACAAAAGCAGGUUUCUUUGUGGCAAAGAAAUAAAGAGAAAAAAAUGCAUCUUCCGCUUACGUAUCCGGGUCCCCCCGAGCCCCCCCAGUAAGCUCCUACCAGACAAGCUGCUGGGCCAGACGGAGAACCGGUCUGUGGGGGAGGCCAAGAAGAAGGGACAGAGCAAAUACAAGAACAGCCUCCUGCCUCGCGAGCGCCAGAAGAGGAGCGCCCUCUGCAGGAAGCCGUCCCAGUUCCUCCUGGAGGACGCCAUUCCCAGUAGCGACUUCACUUCCGCCUGGAGCACCAAUCACCACCUGGCGAGCAUCUUUGAUUUUACGCUGGACGAGAUCCAGAGCCUGAAGAGUGCUAGUUCUGGACAGAAUUUCGCUUCGGAUCUGGAUUCCAAUGACACAGCCAGCACAUCCGGCUCUGCAUCUACCAGCCUGUCCUACGAGUCGCAGGGCCAUGUCGGAAGCAGGAAGAGAAAGUUGACUUCCAAGAUGUACUCCUCCUUUGAGUCUAAGAGGCAGGCAGUGAACCAUUCCGACCAACCGACCAGCUGCGCCAGCGAACUGAUAGGAUAUGCCAGGGCAUCCGAUUUCCAAGACAACGGCAUGGAUGGCCACACUUACGAAAGCAUCAGCGAGGAUGAUGUGUCACUGCCGCACCUUAAAACCUCCAUCACCAAUUUCUUUGGCGCUGCAGGCAGGUUGGCAUGUGGAGAGAAGUACCAGGUCCUGGCGCGGAGAAUCACCCCAGAGGGCAAAGUUCAGUACCUGGUAGAGUGGGACGGAACAACUCCCUACUGAGAGAUUUAUAACCCAAGUAUAUAUUGUGUAUGUUAGUCUGAUAACCAAAGGUGAGGUGCGCAGGCGGCAGCAGGGCUCCCCGCUGUGGAGCUGGCGAGGGGGUCUGUUCCCGAAACGAGGGCGUUGUGUACGUGUCAGAGACUUGCUGCAAUUAUGACGAAAGCACUUAAUACAGGGUACUAUGCCGAAUUGCCUUCCUCAACAUUACGGACAAUAUUAACAGUUCUGGUUUUAUGCACCAUGAAUGGCGCGGUAAUAUGGCUGCCGGCCGCCACUUAUCAUACAGUUAUCAGUAGGACCAAAGACUUUAAAAGUCGCUAUUAAAGGGGUUGUCUCCUCAUGGACAACGGGGGAGGUAUCGCUAGGAUAUGCUCCCAUUGUCUUAUAGGUGCUGGACCCGCACCUAUAUCGAGAACGGAGCCCCAUAAGGUGGUGGCUGGAGGACUCCGUUCCGGCCAACACCAAGCAGGCUCCCCAUAGAAGUGAAUGGGAGCGUACCGCGCAUGUGUGGCCCCCACUCCCAUUCAUUUCUAUGGGGCCGACGGAAAUGGCCGAGCCAGCUCCCAGCUAUUUUCGACCAGCCCCAUGAAAAAUUAAUAGAGAGCGGCUGCGCAUGCGCAGUGCGCCCUCCUUCACUUGCGGGGCUCCGGUCUCCAUAUAAGUGCGGGUCCCAGCGGUGGGACCCACCCCUAUAAGACAUGGGGGCAUAUCCUAGCGAUACCUCCCCCAUUGUCCAUGAUGAGACAACCCCUUUAAAUGCCUGAUCUAAGUCGAGCUCCAGCACUCUCUGUGUUUUAAUUCCUCGCCGGUUCUUAGCACAGCUGAUGGUUUGGUACAGUUGUAUUCAAUCUAGACAAUCCUCUGGGGGUUUAGUAGUCUGGCCAUCAAAUGAUACAAUUUACCUGCGCUGAUACAUUGUAACAAACUACCAGGGCUGGAGAGGGAUUUGUGCUGCUGCUGUGAUUUGCUCAUGGAGGAUUGUCAAGAUUGUGCAUAGCUGUAACAAACCCUCAGCUGUGAGACAAAAUAUCCCUGUUCACUGACAGCAAGCAGAGAUUUUGAAAUAGUGAAGAAUUGAAACACAAACUACAUUCAGAGAUUACGGCACUUCUUUUGUAUUGUACAAUGAUUCCGCAUCGUUCCUCCAUAACCCCCCCCCCCCCCCCUCUGCUCCUGGUUGUUUAACCCUUUAGAUAGUAUCUCAGGUGCUUGACACAGAGAAGGGCUCUCGCUGUCAUUCCAUCGGGGCCUGCAGGGUUAUUAUUAUUAUAAUUUUAAUUGAAAUAUAAAGAACCCCGGCACUUCUACUGUCCAUCGUUUGUAAAGCCACAGAUGUUCUGCACUUAUUUUAGCUAAACACAGGACUGGGAAAUGCAAAGGAAGAAUUUUACCUUCUCCUUCCUGCUGGAUCCAUUCCGGGUUUUGGCUCAAAAACGACAAAACGGUUUGUGAAACUCCCCUACAGGCGCUCCGCCAUGUCCGCCUCCUCACUGCCCUCUGGCUGUAGGCGUACUUUCACACAGCGUCGCUGGAUUCCGGCAGUCUGUAUACAAACGGAAACCAUUUGUAGAUGGAUCCGGAUUCGUCUCACAAAUGCAUUGCAAUACCGGAUCCGUCUCUCCGGUUGUCAUCCGAAAAAAAGGAUCCGGUAUUUAUCUUUUUCACAUUUUUUAAAGGUCUGCUCAUGCACAGACCGCAAAACCGGAUGCGUUUUGCCAGAACACUUGGGGCCGGAUCCGGCAUUAAUGCAUUUCAAUGUAAAAUCAUUCCAGCAAGUGGUCCGGAAUUAUAGACUGCGGUAUUUUCUCCGUCCAAAAACCGUACAGUUACUGAACUGAUGCAUCCUGAACGGAUCGCUCUCCAUUCAGAAUACAUGGGGAUAAAACGGAUCAGUUCUUUUCCGGUAUAGAGCCCAAAGGACGGAACUCAAUACCGGAAAAGAAAACCGCUAGUGUGAAAGUAGCCUAAGACGGCAGCAGGAGCCUCCCCGCACCUCCCUGCCUGAAGUAGGGUGCUAAGGCCCUUCCCUUCAGCCAACCGACAGUGGCAGAAGGAGGAGAUCCGCCAGAGAUUAACCCCGUGUUUUCUGCGUGUGUCCGAUCUUGCAGAUCGUGCUGCAGACUAACUGUAUGGGGCGACUGUAUUCCUUGUAGCCUUCAGUUCUUACUUCAGCGUUUCUUUAAGGGGUUAAAGGGCAAUACCUGAUGAAAUGCACUUAGAGAUGGGAGGCAGUCGGCAUCACGGUCAAUCUUCUCCUUCCCCGGGUGUAAUAUGUAAGACCUUUUGUCUGGGGUCUCCGAGGAAGACAGCCCUGGUGACUGUUAAAGGGGCAUCUUCAGAGGGGUGGUCUGCCCCGUCAGCCCGGUCAUAUCCCCUCCUGGAGAUGGGCAGCGGAGGGAUUCAGUGGCUGCUGUGGAUCAUUAGUCAUAUUGUCUCCCUGUCAUAUCACUGUAGCCCACAAUGUGAGACCACUUACCCAAACUGCUGGGGCCCCAACAAUAAUUGUACUGUACACUCGGCAUCAGGACGUAGAGGCUUCACUCAUGGCGGCUCCUUCUUGUGUCAACGCUAACCCUUUAUACACCUUGAAUCACUCCAAUACUGGCGUAUUAUACUGACGUAUGAUGCCCACGUGUAACGCUGACAUAUGAUGCUGACGUAUGAUACUGACGUAUGAUGCCCACUUGUAACGCUGACAUAUGAUACUGACUGGUAAUUUGUGUUCUCCGUACUGAGGUCAUCUGUUUUUGCUGCCCCCUGUGCUCUUGGCAGCUUUAGAUAAAAAGAUUUUCUGCAUAAGGUUCAAACCAAGCCAAUUCUGCCAGUAGGGGGCGCAGUGACUCCUCUUCUGUUUAUAGCCGUUUAUGCCUGUAGGUGGCCAUUGAUUUCCAACUAAAGGUGUUAAUACAGUUCUCUGUUCUGCCUGUAGGUGGCACAGUGGUCCCUACCAAUGGUAUUCAUACAGUUCUCUGUUCUGCCUGUAGGUGGCGCAGUGGUCCCUACCAAUGGUAUUCAUACAGUUCUCUGUUCUGCCUGUAGGUGGCGCAGUGGUCCCUACCAAUGGUAUUCAUACAGUUCUCCGUUCUGCCUGUAGGUGGCGCAGUGGUCCCUACCAAUGGUAUUAAUACAGUUCUCCGUUCUGCCUGUAGGUGGCCAUUGAUUUCCAACUAAAGGUGUUAAUACAGUUCUCUGUUCUGCCUGUAGGUGGCACAGUGAUCCCUACCAAUAGUAUUCAUACAGUUCUCCAUUCUGCCUGUAGGUGGCGCAGUGAUCCCUACCAAUGGUAUUAAUACAGUUCUCUGUUCUGCCUGUAGAGGGGGCAGUGAUCCCUACCAAUGGUAUUCAUACAGUUCUCUGUUCUGCCUGUAGGUGGCGCAGUGGUCCCUACCAAUGGUAUUCAUACAGUUCUCCGUUCUGCCUGUAGAGGGGGCAGUGAUCCCUACCAAUGGUAUUAAUACAGUUCUCCGUUCUGCCUGUAGAGGGGGCAGUGAUCCCUACCAAUGGUAUUAAUACAGUUCUCCGUUCUGCCUGUAGAGGGGGCAGUGGUCCCUACCAAUGGUAUUAAUACAGUUCUCCGUUCUGCCUGUAGAGGGGGCAGUGAUCCCUACCAAUGGUAUUCAUACAGUUCUCCGUUCUGCCUGUAGAGGGGGCAGUGAUCCCUACCAAUGGUAUUCAUACAGUUCUCCGUUCUGCCUGUAGAGGGGGCAGUGAUCCCUACCAAUGGUAUUAAUACAGUUCUCCGUUCUGCCUGUAGAGGGGGCAGUGAUCCCUACCAAUGGUAUUAAUACAGUUCUCCGUUCUGCCUGUAGAGGGGGCAGUGAUCCCUACCAAUGGUAUUAAUACAGUUCUCCGUUCUGCCUGUAGAGGGGGCAGUGAUCCCUACCAAUGGUAUUCAUACAGUUCUCUGUUCUGCCUGUAGGUGGCGCAGUGGUCCCUACCAAUGGUAUUCAUACAGUUCUCUGUUCUGCCUGUAGAGGGGGCAGUGAUCCCUACCAAUGGUAUUAAUACAGUUCUCCGUUCUGCCUGUAGAGGGGGCAGUGAUCCCUACCAAUGGUAUUAAUACAGUUCUCCGUUCUGCCUGUAGAGGGGGCAGUGAUCCCUACCAAUGGUAUUAAUACAGUUCUCCGUUCUGCCUGUAGAGGGGGCAGUGAUCCCUACCAAUGGUAUUAAUACAGUUCUCCGUUCUGCCUGUAGAGGGGGCAGUGAUCCCUACCAAUGGUAUUCAUACAGUUCUCUGUUCUGCCUGUAGGUGGCGCAGUGAUCCCUUAUUAUUUUAGGUGCUGGUCUGUAGAGGGCGCACUGGACUCGGCUUUCCCUUGCACUGUAUGUGCUCUGCCUGCAGAGGGCGCACUUCUACUACUCUACAGCUUGCAGUGACACCAGUGGCUGCUGUGACCCCAUUACAGAGAAUUAUUAGCGAGUGCCGGGAGCCGUCACUACACAGCUGGGGGCCACGGUAUGUUCUGCUUGUAGUGAUGUACAAUGUCACCUGAUGACACCUGGAUGAGUGCGCCUGUCACCAGGGGAGGUAAACCCACCGCCCGCAAAGGCUGUCACACGUCUGCCGCAGCCAGUGUCGCGCGCUUCACUUUGCAGUGUUUUUUUUUAUAUAAAAAUGGCGCAUCUUUUCUAAGUGUUUUUGCAGCUGAUAUUCCACCGCUGGGCUGGUGCAUUUCAUACAUGUAGGACAGACCCCCCUGGGGGAGGGGAGGGGGGGGGGGAUGUCCUUAGCCAAUCAGAAGCCCAGAGAGGCCUCAUGUGAUGUCUUUGGACCUGACUGUAGUUGACUUCUCCUGACCACCUGGGGGGGGGGGCUCCAUAUUCUAGGCCACUCCCCCUAUCUGCACUCCUGGGGGCGGGGUUUAGUAGCUCCGUAAAUGACCCCCCCCCCCUGUGACAAGAUGGCGGCCGGCACUGUGUAUCUGGUGCGCUAAACGCAGCUACGUCUAAAUAUCUACUCCUUAGUAUUUCUCAUAAUAAUAUAAGAAGAAGAUGUCUAUGGUAGAUGGCGCGCCGCGCUCCUAUUUUAUAGAGAUUGUAUUUUAUCAUUUGCUGCUAAUAAUCAUCUCCUCGCGGCGUCUCAGCGGCAGAGAUGGACGCGCUGAUUGUGAUGUCACCGGCUGCAGCGAGGACAUGUAUCAAUAAAACUGCUAUAUGUUA
Molecule: messenger RNA, 7279 nt
Organism: Bufo gargarizans (Asiatic toad)
Lineage: Eukaryota; Metazoa; Chordata; Amphibia; Anura; Bufonidae
Product: PHD finger protein 19-like
Exons: 16
Coding region: 365-2119 (584 amino acids)
Biological process (GO): regulation of DNA-templated transcription; chromatin organization
Cellular component (GO): nucleus
Molecular function (GO): DNA binding; chromatin binding
Source: RefSeq, a predicted model, not a curated record